Molecule: messenger RNA, 1614 nt
Organism: Cuscuta europaea
Lineage: Eukaryota; Viridiplantae; Streptophyta; Magnoliopsida; Solanales; Convolvulaceae
Source: the annotation of a GenBank genome assembly
UAAGUGAGGUUGACUUGCGGGUGACGUCACUUGAACAUACGACGAUUGUACACGCACUUACAUGUGGUCUGUGGCGUGACAAAUGAACCAAGGAGUACUCCCUGACUUUGACAAAGUAAAAGAUCCGAUUCGAAGACGACCCAAGGAAUCCAAAAUUGAAGUUAAGUUUGAGACACCCGCUACGGAAUUGGACAACAAACCUAGCUUCAUUCCGAAUAAUGUGUCUAAUAUCAUCAAAUCCAUCAAUUAUAAGAAAAACUUGAGCUUUCCUCCGACCUUGUUGUGAUCAGUUGUGCAUGUCUCUAACACGAUCUGAUUCGAUCUUGAUGAGUGCAGCUCGAACACCAAGUGUCUCUGUAAUGCUUGCCGACCAGUCCGCUGUGUGAGAUUCUCAUCCACCUCGAAUAAACUCGCCGGUAAUAAUGUCAAAUUUACUGCUAAAAAACCCUGCGUUGUGGCCGAAAUUCCAAUUCCUUGCUUACAGUUCACUAUACAUUACUUGUAUGAAUAUCAUCACUACACGGUAGAUUGUACGUCUGAAUUUCAAGCCACCGCCCGUAAGAUUUUUUGGCCAGAAACGUUAAUAAUAUUACCAGUUGAAACAUCAAGUGUAAUUUGAUACGGAUUUGUUUCAUUUAAUUUAAAUUAAGAGUGAAGUAUUAAAAAUAGAAUAAUACCAACAAUUCGAAUACAUCCAUUUUAAUCUAUGAAAGGCUUGUGGGGGUGAUGCCACAUGCUGGGCAUUAAGGAAGUGAAGAAUAGGAUGCUUCCCAAUAGUGGAAAUCAGACUCAGCUUUCGACUGAGAAUAAAUAAUUGAAGCAGCAGUACGUACAAGUUGGCCCAGUUUUUAUGUCUGCGUUAAUAAAACUGUGACGCUUACCUAACAACUAUGUCGGGCAAUUUAAUAGUAUUCCAUGCACUAAAAAAACAAGGAUGACACCCCAUCCAUGAGGACCCCCGACCCCGACCGGACGGUACAUUGGAAAGAUGUAAAUUGGACUAUAAUCCUAAUUUGAUAGGUAGAGAGUAUGACUCUGUUCCGGAUACUUGCAGAAGCCCUAUGCAUUUUUAGCAUAGGUUACUUGCUCUGUCUCUAGUAUUCCAUGCACUUUUUCUAGUUGGGAAUGCACACAAAUGAACGCGCACGUAGCUGAGGAGAUAGGCAAUAUUGACAAGGAUGCGAUUGAGAUCAUUGAUUUUAUUUUUCCUCCUGAGACGGAUUACGCUAAUAGAGAUAUUGUCAUUUCGACGGAGAACUAUUAUGACAGUAUGGCUAGAGAAGCAAGGGAGGAUGAGAGUAAUGUGGAGGAAGUAAUGCUAGUAACACCGAUUCAAGUCUUGUUCCCUGAACAAAGUCAACAAAUAGCAAUCAAGGGUACUUCUCAAUUAGAAUUUGAUGCGGUCUCAGAUGAAGGGUCUUCGGGAUAUGACUCAGAUCAAGUGCGGCUUGCUCGAUUAAGUGAUCCUAAUUAUACAACGGUCACUCAACUUAAGUUUAAACGAAACGCUCGACUUCAAGCUAAAAAGGGGAUUAAGGGUUAGUUUUACCUUAGAAUAUUGCGAUUACAUCUUCAUAGGUAAGAUUUGUCAUGAUUUUUGGGAAGGUUGUGUUG